Messenger RNA from Penicillium cosmopolitanum, 1497 nucleotides. RefSeq names its product KH domain-containing protein. The coding region runs from base 1 to 1497 and encodes 498 amino acids. Lineage: Eukaryota; Fungi; Ascomycota; Eurotiomycetes; Eurotiales; Aspergillaceae. The transcript has 9 exons. Gene Ontology annotation, cellular component: nucleus. The record is from RefSeq and is a predicted model, not a curated record. Gene Ontology annotation, molecular function: RNA binding.
AUGGCCGACGACGAGCGCAAAAGUAAGCGAUCUCGCUUCGACCAAACCGAACCAGAGCCUCGUCGCUCCCGGUUCGAUCGCCGUUCGCGAUCGCCAUCUGCCAGACAAACGGAGUCCACUCGUACCCGCAGCCCGCUCAGUCGCGAACCUAAUAGCCCUGUCUCCAAACCUCCCGCCGACCCUGCUGCGGCAGCAGCUGCCGCUGCGGCCAAGAUCAACGCCCAGCUUCAAGCUAAAAAGGGCAUCCAACAUGUUGAUGUCCCCCCAAUCCGUUCGACCGACAGCCCAGCUGGAGAAGACUCAGCUGCUGCGGACGGAAAGCCUCGCGAAUCGUAUGUUGCCGAUGGCGACUACAUCAAAGAUCUUGAGAUCAACGAUCUGCGCAAUCGCUACACCUUGACUAAAGGUUCUACUCAGAAAUUGAUUAAAGAUGAAACUGGCGCCGAUGUCACGACCCGCGGAAGCUAUUUCCCAGACAAGAGCAUGUCGACAGCGGCUAACCCCCCUCUCUAUCUUCAUAUCACAAGCCAAACUAAGGAAGGCCUCGACAAGGCCGUCGAAUUGAUUGACGAUCUGAUGAAAAAGGAACUUCCUAAUCUAGUCGACGAGCGUCGAUUCCGCCGACGGGAACCCGAACAGCAGGUUGAGCGGGAUGAGUACGGCCGUCGCAAAUGGCCGGAUGAGCGUAUCCCAAUUGACCUGGAGCCCAUUCCCGGAUUUAAUCUGCGUGCUCAGGUUGUUGGUCAGGGUGGUGCGUAUGUAAAGCAUAUCCAACAGAAGACCCGCUGCCGUGUCCAGAUAAAGGGCCGUGGCUCUGGAUUCAUUGAAUCCAGCACUGGCCAAGAAAGUGACGAGUCGAUGUUUUUGCACGUUGCUGGUCCGGAUGCCAAUGAUGUCCAAGAAGCGAAGGCACUGUGUGAAGACUUGCUUGCCAACGUCCGUGAACAAUACCAGCGCCACAAAGAUAACCCGCCUCAGUACAACAACUACGGUGAUCGCGGUGGCUACCGCGGAGGUGAUCGUGGUGACCGUGGUGAUCGCGGCGAUCGCGGCGAUCGUGGUGACCGAUACCAUGGGGAUCGUUACCAAGGCGGCGGUCGCGGCGGCGGUUACGGCGGUUACAACGACCGUCAUCAGCACUCGAACUCUCCUGCUGCUGCUAGUCCCGGUGGCCAGGGCCAGGCCGCUGCUGGAUCCGGUGCUGCCGCCAGCGCGGCUGACUACAGCGCACAGUAUGCGCAGUACUACGGAGCUGACCCCUAUGCCGCCUACGGUGGAUACCAAAACUAUGUCGCCUACUACCAAUACUACCAAGCAGCCGCCGCUCAACAGCAACAGCAGCAACAAGCGGCAGAGACCGCUCCUCCUCCACCUCCUCCGGCGAGUGAGGCACCGCCUCCACCUCCUCCAGGUUCAGGAUCCCCUCCCCCUCCUCCCGGUGGAGCCCCUGGUGGAGGAGGUAGCUACAGUGCGAUCCCUCCUCCACCCGGCCUGUAG